Messenger RNA from Styela clava, 1229 nucleotides. Its product is annotated as nmrA-like family domain-containing protein 1. NCBI's taxonomy places the organism in Eukaryota, Metazoa, Chordata, Ascidiacea, Stolidobranchia, Styelidae. The record is from RefSeq and is a predicted model, not a curated record. Gene Ontology annotation, cellular component: nucleus.
UCACAACUUCUGAAGGAGUAGAUUAGUUUAGGCAUCUCAAAGACAGUGAUCAUUUUCCACUUCCUUCCUUAAGCGUAAAUAGGUAACUGAAACUACCUCUAAGCACAAUAUCCGCUCUGUUGAUAAAGAUUAGGAUAUAAAGAAUUAAAACUAUGAAAAAUACGAUUGUAGUGAUUCUUGCUUUAUCGGAAGACAAUGACGAGACUGAAAUAGUUGAAUGGUGGCGUCGAACUUAUUUGAAUCAUGCUAAAUCAGUUAUUGAUGUACUUCAAUCACAUGAAUCAUUCUCCACAAAACUAGUAACAUCGGCACAGAAAGAAAAAUUUGCUGCGUGGAAGAUCGAUGACAUUGUUACCGGUAUCGAUUUCAGUGAUUCCGUGUUGGUGAACGAAGCAGUAAAAGGUGUAUAUGGCGUAUUUGUGAUUACAGAACUCAAUUACAAGUCGCAUCAACCUUUAAAUGAUGAAGUCAAAAGGGGGCGUUUGAUAGCUGAUGUAUGUCUGAAUCUAGACAUUCCACAUGUUAUCUACAGUUCAUUAGUUCAUGAAAAUGCGGCUAUUGGACUUCGUUCUGAUGUCUGUGAUGCAAAAGCACAUAUUUCUGAUUACAUGGACAAAAUAAAACUAAAAAAGACAAUUUUAUAUGUUCCAUUUUUAUAUGAAGAUUUCACAAAUGGAUUUAUGAAACCGAUGAGAACAGAGAAUCCAAGCAUUCACAAAAUAGAGGCACCCAUCGGCCACAUUGCAAUGGACAUGAUGUCAAUGAGGGAUGUAGGAGUUUGUGUAAAAAGUUUGUUUGAAAACUCGACUCAUUGGGUCGGCAAAACUGUGGCUUUAUCAGGUGAUAGGAUGACGUUGCAUGAAUAUGCCACACAAAUGACAGAAACAACAUAUCCGAUAAUUAUACGAGAUGGAAAAUUGUCACCAGAAGACUUCUUGAAGGUAUUUGAUGUAACUGGAGCGGAGGAUAUGGCAAAUUAUUUCGAUUAUCUAACGAGAUCAGUUCAGCGCAACAAUUUGUCUACUACAAUGAUUCUACAUCCAGAAAUACAGUCGUUUUACGACUGGGUUAACCAAAACAAAGACUCUUUAAUUUCGUUAUUUCCGCAUGUUAACAAGAAUUUUCACAAUGGGCCUAUUUGCUAAUUAUGAAUUUUUUUAUUUGAGCAUUAUCCGAAAUUGAUUUUAAAAAUAUUAAUAUGUGCGGAGAUUAGUUUUUGAAUGACAUUA